UUACCUAUGUAUACAUUGGUUGUCACUUUGACAACGCACAGCUGUCAUUCAAAACGCACGUCUCCCAGUUUAAUUGUUAUCAUGUCCUUACGUUCGAACGUAAACGUCACGGGCGGAUAUCUGGUUAGUAACGACUAAACUUUCAUGCAAAAGGAUACACUUGUAAAAUAGAAUUUAUAGUGCUGUUAUAUUGGUAUCAUAGCUCGGUCUUUUUGUACAGUCGGUACUACCCUUUUCAGGAUUUAAUGACGUUUUAUAGACUGUAACACAAAAGAAACAAUGGAAAGGAUUAUAUACCAGUUGUUUGUGGUGCUGCUGUUCGCGUGCUACAUAAAUUCUCGACCUAACGGGUCCCCGAAGAAUUCUUGUUUUUACAUGACGCCCCGCCAUAUUCACCCCCACACUUACCGGAAAGUUUUCCCGACGAAGGCGAUGGGCCUUUAUAACAUUACAACUUCCGCCGACGUCUUCCGACCGGAUAGACCAAUUCGAGUUACACUAUGGGGACCACCCUUCAAGGGUUUCAUGAUGGUGGCGGCUGAAGAGGGGUCCAAGGACUGGCCCACAGGGAUUUUCUACAGUGAUCAUGGAGUCGCGAACCGCAUGGACUGCCUGUCGCGGGGAGAUACAGUCACCCAUCUGAACAACUCGUACAAGGACUCCGUGUCUGUCCUGUGGUACGGACCGGAGAGCAUGAAUUCAGAGCAGAUCCAGUUUGUGGCUACAGUGGUGGUUAACCUGACCAUCUACUACACCAACAUUCGAUCAGGGUUCAUCCGACUCGACCCUUCCUUACAUGCUGCUACGGGGGUGGGUGCUGAUGGAGGGGCCGUUGUGGCUGUAACAAUUGAUCCCUGGCUGCAAGGUUCCGUUACCCAGGCGCCAACAAACUGGUGGAACCGAGGAGGCACCGGAAACUCGUGGGGCAGUGGGGCCAACAACGUAUUAAACGGCUGGGGCGCAAAUGCUGCGGGCACAAAUGGCGGACUUGGAGGCGGGGGAAGUGGUGGCUGGAAUCAGGGAAGAGGUACUGGAACAGGGCAGCAGGCGUCCUCGUGGGGCGCCGCUGGUGGUGGUGGCGACUGGCAGUACAGGGGCCAGGGCUCAUUGACGAGCAGCCACAUGGCAAAUCCACAGCCUACACAACGUAACCCUAAUGGCGGCAGUCUUCAGUGGGCGGAUGUUAACAAUGGUGCCGGAUGGACAGCCGGACAAGACAGUUGGGGCGGCACCCCGAUGGAGGGACCUAACCCAAACGGGCAACCAGUCUGGCAUUGGAGCUCGGGUCAGAUAACAUCACCGAAACCAAAAGGCGCUCAGGCCGUCGGUGCUGAACAAGCUACCGGAACUGGAACAGGAACCGGAACUGGAUCGCAGUGGUCAGUGAGCGCUCUUAUGGAGCUUAUCGGAAGACUGAGUGGAGCUGCGGGUACUGGUGGUCAGACUCCUGCUGUUUAAACAGGACCAUCUACAUACAUAUAUUUUAUGUAUUAUAUAUAUAUAUAUAUAUAUAUAUCAUAUUGAACAUUAGGUGGCAAUUUUGUUAAAACUCUUGCUAAGUGUACCAUUCUGUUACUGGAAAACAACAUGUGUCACUUUUAAGAAUGCAGCACGAAUGCUUUGCUCACGUUGUUCGAGGUGAUUUAUAAGUAGCAUGCAGCUAAGAUUUCACAUGUAUUUAUUCUACACAAAUAUUUGAUUUACAGUGCAUGAACACAAAAGUUUUGUAUACAUAAUGGAUAUUAACGAUAAUAUGUAUGACAAUGUCUGUUUUAAAAGUAUAUUUUCAAAUUAACAUUUUAAACUUAAAGUUAAGAAAUUUGCACUUUUUUAUUUAUAUGUCCUGCAAUGAAUAUGUGCAAAAAAUGUUGUCGUUGAUGAUUAAAAAUCAA
This is a messenger RNA of Mya arenaria, 1892 nucleotides long. RefSeq lists its product as uncharacterized. The record is from RefSeq and is a predicted model, not a curated record. Gene Ontology annotation, molecular function: oxidoreductase activity, acting on metal ions. The transcript has 4 exons. Lineage: Eukaryota; Metazoa; Mollusca; Bivalvia; Myida; Myidae. The coding region runs from base 280 to 1458 and encodes 392 amino acids.